Molecule: messenger RNA, 4133 nt
Organism: Antechinus flavipes (yellow-footed antechinus)
Lineage: Eukaryota; Metazoa; Chordata; Mammalia; Dasyuromorphia; Dasyuridae
Gene: MTAP
Product: methylthioadenosine phosphorylase
Exons: 8
Coding region: 103-1047 (314 amino acids)
Biological process (GO): nucleoside metabolic process
Cellular component (GO): cytosol
Molecular function (GO): S-methyl-5-thioadenosine phosphorylase activity
Source: RefSeq, a predicted model, not a curated record
GUCUCUUCUUCGCUCCUCCCUUUGCCUGUAGCGGCGUCGGAACAAGGCCUGUAGUUAGUCCUCAGACCCUCCUUUCUCCUUUUUUUUAGCUGUUCUACAAACAUGGCCACUGCAGCUGUUUCCCCGCCUGUGAAGAUUGGGAUUAUUGGUGGAACCGGUCUAGAUGAUCCUGAAAUUUUGGAAGGAAGAACUGAAAAAUAUGUUGACACACCAUAUGGCAAGCCAUCAGAUGCCUUGAUUUUGGGGAAGAUAAAAAAUGUUGACUGUGUCCUGCUUGCAAGACAUGGAAGGCAGCAUACCAUCAUGCCUUCAAAUAUCAACUUCCAAGCAAACAUUUGGGCCUUAAAGGAAGAAGGCUGCACUCACAUUAUAGUGACUACUGCUUGUGGCUCUUUAAGAGAAGAAAUUCAACCUGGAGAUAUUGUCAUAAUUGACCAGUUUAUUGACAGGACAACCAAAAGACGUCAAACCUUCCAUGAUGGCAGCCAUGCCUGCUCUGGAGGAGUGUGUCACAUUCCAAUGGCUGAGCCAUUUUGUUCUAAAACCAGAGAGUCUUGUCUACACAAGUACCGCUCUAAUCUUAGUCAUCGAGCAAAGAUAGAACUGGAACCAAAAGAGAUUCGGCCUAUGAAGAAGGUUCUCCUAGAGACUGCUAAGAAACUUGGACUCAAGUGUCACUCAAAGGGAACAAUGGUAACCGUGGAAGGACCCCGUUUUAGUUCUCGGGCAGAAAGUUUAAUGUUCCGUGUUUGGGGAGGAGAUCUUAUCAACAUGACAACAGUUCCAGAGGUCGUGCUUGCCAGAGAAGCUGGAAUUUGCUAUGCAGCCAUUGCUAUGGCAACAGAUUAUGAUUGCUGGAAAGAGCAUGAAGAGGCGGUUUCAGUUGAUAAUGUCAUGAAGACUCUGAAAGAAAAUUCAAAUAAGGCCACUAGUUUACUUCUUACUGCAAUACCACAGAUUGGGUCUAUGGAAUGGAAAGAAACCCUGCGCAGCAUGAAGGUAAGUCUUCCAAAAAAAAAAAAAAAACAAAAGAAAACAAAUUUGUAGAGGGACGAGAUGUGGAAUAGACAGCUUUUUGCCUGAUCUCUCCUGGCUUCCCUCAGAAUCAAUACCAGAUCAAUUUCUGAACAGGUUUUGGAGGGUAACAAAUUUCCAACAGAAGAUAUUUUGGAAGGACUUAAGGAAAUUCUAUCUCAAUUGUACAGGUAGAAUGCAGCUCAGCACAGGUGGGGCAUAAGGAGACUCAGAUUGAACCCUGCAUGGAGAUUUUAGUGGGAAGCUUUUAGUCAAAAUAAAGCAGCAGCAGCUGUUCUGUCCUGGUCCAGAAGCCAGGGAAUCAGCAGACUAGCUAUGAGACCUCCAGUGCAGUUACAAAAGGCAAAUAGUGAAUCCCUGAAUCCCAGCAUAACAAAGAAGACUUAGCCACACUUACUUAGCAUGGAAAAGAAGCCAACAGCACUGACCCCAAGGCAUGAUAAAACCCCUCUCUGUCAUCUUGUAGAAAAAGCUUGGGACAAUUUCCCUGUUUCCCUAAAAGUAAAUCUCAACCUUUAAAAAUGAAAAAAAGAACAAAAAGAACUUUAUCAUAGUCAGCUGUUUUGGGACCAGGGAAGAACAAACCUUUUACCCUGAGGUCACUAAAGGUAAAACAUCUCCAGAUGAGGCCUCAAAGGGUGAGUUGAUCUCCAAAUCAAAAAGCUCUCUUGGAAGAAUUUUUAAAGUGUCUUAAAAGAGUGUUAGAAGAAAUAUGGGAGCACCAAUCCUGAAGUCGGGAGGACCCGAGUUCAAAUGUGGUCUCAGACCAAACUAUGAUUCUGGGCAAGUCACUUAACCCAUCAGCAAAAAAAGAAAAAAAGAAAAAAGAAAUAUGGGGAAAGACAAUGAUAAUUUUGAAAAAGGAAAUAUAGAAAUUGUCUGAAGAAAAUAAUUCCUUAAAAAAAUACAAUUGGGGUAAUGGAAAAAAAGAAUUGAAGGGCCUGGAACAUAAGCAGUCCUCAGGGUAAAGAAGGUUGGACUGAAGCCAAGAAUCUGCUAUCCAGCAAAACUAAGGUUUACCUUUUUUUUAAAAUAACUUUUUAUUUACAAGUUAUAUGCAUGGGUAAUUUUACAGCCAAACCUUUUGUUCCAAUUUUUCUUUUCCUUUCCCCCACCCCCUCCCCUAGAUGGUAGGAUGACCAAUACAUGUUAAAUAUAUUAGAGUGUAAAUUAAAUACAAAAUAAAUAUACAUGUCCAAACCGUUAUUUUGCUGUACAAAAAGAAUCAGACUCUGAAAUAUUGUACAGUUAGCCUGUGAAAUCAAAAAUGCAGAUGGGCAAAAAUAUAGGGAUUAGGAAUUCUAUGUAAUGGUUCUUAGUCAUCUCCCAGAGUUCUUUUGCUGGGUGUAACUCGUUCAGUUCAUUACUGCUCCAUUAGAAUUGAUUUGGUUCAUCUCAUUGCUGAAGAUGGCCAGGUCCAUCAGAAUUGAUCAUCAUAUAGUAUUGUUGUUGAAGUAUAUAAUGAUCUCUGGUCCUGGUCAUUUCACUCAGCAUCAGUUCAUAUAAGUCUCUCCAGGCCUUUCUAAAAUCAUCCUGUUUUUCAUUUUUUACCGAACAAUAAUAUUCCAUAAUAUUCAUAUACCACAAUUUAUUCAGCCAUUCUCCAAUUGAUGAGCAUCCACUCAGUUUCCAGUUUCUGGCCACUACAAAGAAACUUGCCAGAAACAUUCGUGCACAUACAGGUGCCUUUCCCUUCUUUAAGAUCUCUUUGGGAUAUAAGCCCAGUAGUAACACUUAAGCAUUAUCUUUUAGAGAAAAAAAAUGGACAUUCAAUGAAAUAGGGGAUUUUCAAUUAUUUUUGAUGAAAAGACCAGAACUGAACAGACAAUUUAAUCAUCAAAUACAAAACUCAAGAGAAGCAUAAAAAUGUAAAAAGAAAAAGAAAAAAAAAACCCUCUGUUUUUUAAAAGGUUAAAAUGUUCACAUCCCCACAUAGGACAUUGAUAUGUUUAACUCUUGAGAACUGUAUCUUUGUUAGGGGUAGGGUCCAGGUAUCAUUUGACUUUAUUGUGAUAUAAAAAAGAAACUAUGGGUAGAAUAGUAAUUGUAUUGGAAAAAAGACCUAUUACAGUGGAGGGAAAGAAGACAGGGAAAUUUGCAAGGCUUGAACCUUAAUCUCACCAGAUUUGGCUCAGAGAGAGCCAAAUAUUAGUUAUAGAAACUUUUCUCAUCCUAUAAGGAAGGAGGAGGAGAAAGGGGAAAGGAAAUGGUCAGGCUAAUAGAAGGGAGAGUAGAAGUAGAAGGAGAAAAGUAUAAGGGGAGAGGUUGUAAAAGAGGAGGACUGAUUGAAUGAUGUAGUAGUCAGAAGCAAAACACUGAUGAAGAGGAAAAAGAUGGAAAGGAAAAAGAAAAAUAGAAUUUGGGGAAAAAUAGAUUGGUGAGAAAUGUAGAGUUAAUCAUUUUAAUUGUGAAUGUGAAAGGGAUGAACUCUCCCAUAAAAUAGAAGUGGAUAGUAGUACAUGGGAUUAAAAAACAGAAUAUGUUAACAAGAAAUAUCUUUAAAGCAGAGAUACAUAUAAAAUAAAGGUAAAAAGUUGGAAUAGAAUCUAUUAUGCUUCAGUAGAAAUAAAAAGCGCAGAGGUAGCAAGUCUGAUCUCAGAUCAAACAAAAGCAAAAAUAGAUAUGAAUAAGAGAUAAGAAACGAAUUCAUUUGUGCUUUUUAAAAGUUACCAUAGGUAAUAAAACAAUAUCACUGCUAAACAUAUGCAACAAGUAGUAUAGCAUGAAUUCCUAGACAAGAAGUUAAGAGAUCUGCAAGUGGCUGUGAGCAGUAAAAUUAUACCAGAGGUGAUCUCAACCUUGCUCUAUCAGAACUAGACAAAUAGAACCACAAAAUAAACAAGAAAGAAGUUAAGGAGGUAAAUAGAACUUUAGAAAAGAUAGGUAUGAUAGACAUUUGGAAAAAAUUGAAUGGAAACAGAAAGGAAUGUACCUUUUUCUUGAUGUAAAUGGAACCUACACAAAAAUUGACCAUAGCCUGAGGUUGUAAAAACCUCAAAAUCAAAUGCAGAAAGGCAGAAAUACCAAAUGCAUCUUUUUCAGAUCAUGAUGCAACAAAAUUACAUGUAAUAAAAAGCCAGGAAAAAAUAGACCAAAAA